Messenger RNA from Mucor mucedo, 1959 nucleotides. Its product is annotated as alcohol oxidase. NCBI's taxonomy places the organism in Eukaryota, Fungi, Mucoromycota, Mucoromycetes, Mucorales, Mucoraceae. The record is from RefSeq and is a predicted model, not a curated record. Bases 6 to 1910 code for a protein of 634 amino acids. Gene Ontology annotation, molecular function: flavin adenine dinucleotide binding; oxidoreductase activity, acting on CH-OH group of donors. The transcript has 4 exons.
AUUUAAUGAAGAUUUCUACCGCUGUUAUUACUGUAGUUGCAGCUUUUGCUUCUUUCACAAACGCCCAUUCAUCAAAGUCUACCACCGAUACUUAUGAUUAUGUCAUUGUUGGUGGUGGUGUAGCUGGUCUUGCAUUAGCAAGUCGUCUUUCCGAUGACAAACGUAUCACUGUCGCCGUCUUGGAAGCAGGUCCUGAUGCUAGCGAAGAGUUUGUGAUCUACGCCCCGGGCAUGUAUGGUCAAGCUGUUGGAUCUGAACUUUGUCCUAUGAUUCCAACUGUUCCCCAAAAAGGUAUGAAUAACAGAAGUCUCUCUGUUGCCACUGGUAAAUUAUUAGGUGGUGGUAGUUCUAUCAACGGUUUAGUUUGGACUCGCGGUGCCCUGAAAGAUUAUGAUGCUUGGGAAGAACUUGGUAACCCUGGGUGGAACGGUGCUGAUAUGUUCAAGUAUUUUAAAAAGGUCGAAGAUUUUCAUCCUCCUACGUCGCAACAAGCUCAUUACGGUGCCACCUAUAAGAAAAAUGUCCAUGGUAAAAAAGGACGUAUCGAUAUCGGUUACCCAGUAUAUGAGUUCUCUCAAUCUGCCAGUUGGAAUUCUUCUCUCGAACAUUUAGAUUUCACUCACCGUCAAGAUUUAAUGGACGGUAGCCUUCAUGGUUAUUCCAUUACACCCAAUACGUUGGACCCUGUUUCUGCUCGUCGUAGUAGUGCUUACACUGGUUACAUAAAGCCUUAUCUUAGCCGUAAGAAUCUCUUUGUCUUGGCCAACCAUACCGCUUCCCGUAUUCAAUUUGCUCCCAAGUCUGGUAACAAGCCUUUACAAGCUGUUGGUGUUGAAUGGUUUACUACCGGCAACAGUACCCACAAGCAAACUAUCAAGGCACGUCGUGAAGUUAUCUUAUCUUCUGGUACUAUUGGUAGUCCCAAGCUUUUGGAAAUCUCUGGUAUCGGUAACAAGGACAUUGUAACGGCCUUUGGUAUUGAAUCUUUGCUUGAUUUACCCGGUGUCGGAACCAACUUGCAAGAUCACGUUCAUGCUGUCGCUGUUUCUACCACCAACAUUACGGGUUACACCACCAAUAGUUUGUUUUCUAACGAGACAUUGUAUGCUGAACAAAAGGAAAUCUACACCAAGUCUAAGACAGGUAUGUGGACUACAACACCCAACAACUUGGGUUACCCCAGCCCUCAACAACUUUUUGAAAACACGACCUUUGUUUCUCCCAAGACUUUCGCUGAUCGUAUUCGUAAAUCAACCGAUGAAUGGGCUCAACAUUACGCUUCUAUCAAUGCUUCUCAUGUUGAUUUAAUCAAGAAACAAUAUGAAAUUGUUGCCAGUCGAUAUGAAGAAAAUUACUUGUCACCUAUUGAAAUUAAUUUCACACCUGGUUACGCAGGUAUGGGAAAGUCAGAUAUUAUUCAUAACAAGUAUCAAACGAUCAAUCAAGUACUUGUGGCUCCCUUAUCUCGUGGUUUUGUCCAUAUCAACUCCUCUGAUAUUGAAGUUCCUUCCAUCAUUGAUCCUCAAUAUUAUUCUCAUCCUAUGGACGUCGAGGUUCAUGUUGCAUCAACCAAGCUCGCUCGUCAACUUUUAGCCGCACCUGGACUUGCUGCUGUCACUAUCGAAGAAGUGGAGCCUGGAACUGAACGCUCUAGUGACGAAGACGUCAAGCAAUGGUUGGUAGAUAAUGUACGUUCUGACUGGCAUGUAAUUGGUACCUGUGCAAUGCUUCCUCGUAAUCUCGGUGGCGUCGUCGAUCCUAACUUAUUGGUCUAUGGUACUGCCAAUUUGAGAGUAGUGGAUGCUUCUAUUAUGCCUUUAGAAGUCUCAUCUCAUUUGAUGCAACCUACUUAUGGUGUUGCUGAAAAGGCUGCCGAUAUUAUCAAGAAGACACUUCAUAAGAGACAUUAGAAUAUUUUUUUUUAAAAAAAAAAUGCAUAGCAUAUUUUUUCACAAGAAC